AUGGCAACCUCGAAGCUGGUGCUGUCGCUGCUGGUUGCAGCUCUCCUGCUGCAUGUGGCCACCAUGCUGAAGAUCGGCGCCUUCAACAUCAAGACGUUUGGGGACAGCAAGAUGUCCAACCAAACUAUUGCAGAUAUCAUCGUCUCUAUCCUGUCGGAAUACGACAUCAUCUUGGUGCAGGAGGUCCGGGACUCCGACCUGAGCGCUGUGACAAAGCUCAUGGACCAGCUCAACAGAGCGUCCCCGCACCCAUACAGCUUUUUGGACAGCAUCCCCCUGGGUCGGAGCACCUAUAAGGAGCAAUACCUCUUCAUCUACAGGACGGGAAUGGCCUACGCACUGGAAAGCUACUACUACGAUGAUGGGUCCGAGUCCUCCGGGAACGAUACCUUCAGCAGGGAGCCCUUCAUUGUCAAGUUCUCCUCGCCCACCACGCAGGUGAAGGAGUUCGCGAUGGUGCCCCUGCACGCCGAGCCCAGCAGCGCGGCGGAAGAGAUCGACGCGCUCUACGACGUCUACACCGACGUCAUCAACAAGAUGGCGACUAAC
Fulmarus glacialis (Northern fulmar) is the source of this 549-nucleotide messenger RNA. RefSeq names its product deoxyribonuclease I (gene DNASE1). The annotation marks the transcript as partial. Gene Ontology annotation, biological process: DNA catabolic process. NCBI's taxonomy places the organism in Eukaryota, Metazoa, Chordata, Aves, Procellariiformes, Procellariidae. The record is from RefSeq and is a predicted model, not a curated record. Gene Ontology annotation, molecular function: DNA nuclease activity. The transcript is spliced from 5 exons. Gene Ontology annotation, cellular component: nucleus.